This is a messenger RNA of Vigna unguiculata (cowpea), 2409 nucleotides long. RefSeq names its product heparanase-like protein 1. NCBI's taxonomy places the organism in Eukaryota, Viridiplantae, Streptophyta, Magnoliopsida, Fabales, Fabaceae. Gene Ontology annotation, molecular function: beta-glucuronidase activity. The record is from RefSeq and is a predicted model, not a curated record. Gene Ontology annotation, cellular component: membrane; plant-type cell wall.
GCCUAAUAGUCACAUUAUUAUCCUUUCCACUCUGAAACACAAGGACCAAUGUUUUCUAUUUAAUUUUUAAUUAUUUAUUCAGCCUACCGACACUGAAAACCAAAGAAAAGAAAGCACCUUUUUCCGCCAUUAAUUCACUCACACACUUGAGACUCAUCAAUGGCAGAAGAAGCUUCCAGUUGACACUCACCAUUUCCAAAGUUUGCUCCUUUCUGUACCCCCUCUUCUUGUUUUUCAUUUUUCUUUUCUGGGUUCUCUUCUUCUUGUCCUGUGUGUUUAGUUCAUAGCUCCACAUUUUGCAUCAACCAGUCAAGGAAGGAAAUUAGACAAUCAAUCAUAUAUAUAUUCCCCUUGUAAUCUUCUGGUUUCCACUCAACAAUUUAACCAUGAGCAAUUAUUAGUUGAUUUGGAUUAGUUGUGUUGAACUUGGAUGCUGCAGCUUAUACAGUUGCUCAACUAAUGAGAUUCCACCUUGCGUUGUUUCUUUUGUUGGCUUCUGUUCAAGCCAAUUUAAGUCAAGAAAUUGAACAUGGUUCGCUUCUAGUGGAUGGAGCUCAAAUAAAGGCUGAAACAGGUGAUAACUUUAUUUGUGCCACCAUUGAUUGGUGGCCUCAUGACAAGUGUGACUACAACCAUUGCCCCUGGGGAUAUUCAUCUGUUGUAAAUUUGGACUUGUCUCGUCCUUUCCUUGCCAAGGCCAUCCAAGCACUCAAGCCAUUGAGGAUACGACUUGGAGGUUCUUUGCAAGACCAGGUUAUAUAUGAUGUAGGAAGUUUGCAGUCUCCCUGUCAUCCCUUGCAAAAGAUUGAAGGUGGAUUGUUUGGAUUUUCAAAGGGAUGUUUACACAUGACAAGAUGGGAUGAGCUGAAUCAGUUUUUCAAUGAGACAGGGGCCAUUGUGACAUUUGGCUUGAAUGCACUCCAUGGGAAGCACCAGAUUAGUCAUAAUGUUUGGGAAGGAACCUGGGACCCCACAAAUGCUUAUGAUUUUAUAAAAUACACUGUUUCAAAAGGAUACAAGAUUGAUUCAUGGGAACUUGGGAAUGAGUUGAGUGGUAAGGGCAUUGGUGCAAGUGUUGGGGUUGCACAGUAUGGGAAAGAUUUGAUAAAGCUUAAGCAAAUUCUAGGAACAUUGUACGAGAACGCCAAGUUCAAGCCUUCACUUGUGGCACCUGGAGGAUUUUAUGAAAGACAGUGGUAUGACAAGCUUCUACAGGUUUCUGGUUCAGGCAUAAUCAAUGUUCUGACUCAUCAUUUAUACAAUCUGGGCCCAGGUAGUGACGAGCAUCUUGAAAGGAAGAUUCUAGAUCCUGAACGCUUAAGCAGAGUGAAAUCAAUUUUUGGCAAUCUUUCUGAAACCAUUCAAACAUAUGGUCCUUGGGCUUCUGCAUGGGUAGGAGAAGCUGGUGGGGCAUACAACAGUGGUGGCAAUCAUGUAUCUAAUACUUUUCUUAACAGCUUUUGGUACUUAGAUCAACUUGGAAUAGCAUCCAGCUACAACACUAAAGUCUAUUGUAGGCAGACCCUAAUUGGAGGGAACUAUGGACUUCUUAAUACCACCACCCUCACUCCCAAUCCUGACUACUACAGUGCACUUUUGUGGCAUCGAUUAAUGGGAAAGAAGGUUCUUGCAGUUUCAAGUGAUGUUUCUUCUCCCUUUUUACGCGCAUAUGCCCAUUGUUCAAAAGACAGGGUUGGUGUGACAUUACUUCUAAUCAACUUAAGUAAUGAGACACGUUUUACUCUCACUAUUCGAAACCCUGCGAGUGCAAGUAUUGAAAAUGAAGUAGCCAAAAACAUCCAUAAGGAAAACUCAUUCUUUGAUAAACUGAAGAAGACAUUUUCUUGGGUAGGAACAAAAGGGUCAGAGGUCACAUUUAGGGAAGAGUACCACUUAACUCCAAAAGAUGGUUAUCUCAAAAGCCAAACCAUGGUUCUUAAUGGUAUUCCACUGGAGUUAACAGAUGAAGGAGAUCUUCCAAGGUUGGAUCCAGUGAGUAGUAAUGUGAGAUCUCCAAUAUACAUUACUCCUUUGUCCAUUGCAUUUAUUGUAUACCCCAACUUUGAUGCUCCAGCAUGUGCUACACAGAGAAAGCAUUAGUUGAACAUUUCUAUAGCAAAUAACUUGGCACUGGGACUAAUGAAAUUGCAAGCUCAUGGUAAUUGUAAGUACUGAGCUAUUAUUGGAUUCACAUGAAAGUUAACACCUUGCAAUAAUUUAGAUUUGAAUGAACAUGCAAGUUGUAUCAUCUAGUUGUAAGUAAACUGUUUGAUAAAAUUUAGUUUGAAGUCCAAUGAUGAUGAAGUGAUUUUGUUUCACUCUUAGUUAGGAAAUUCCAUUUAUGUCCAUUGGAAGAUAUCAACAUGGUUGACUAAUAAUUGUCUUAUUAGUGUGGUUAAGAGUUUGUAA